Messenger RNA from Scleropages formosus (Asian bonytongue), 1538 nucleotides. It is a transcript of the gene coq9, whose product is annotated as coenzyme Q9 homolog (S. cerevisiae). Gene Ontology annotation, biological process: ubiquinone biosynthetic process. Gene Ontology annotation, cellular component: mitochondrial inner membrane. Gene Ontology annotation, molecular function: lipid binding. The record is from RefSeq and is a predicted model, not a curated record. The transcript is spliced from 9 exons. NCBI's taxonomy places the organism in Eukaryota, Metazoa, Chordata, Actinopteri, Osteoglossiformes, Osteoglossidae. Bases 49 to 1047 code for a protein of 332 amino acids.
CGUCACGAACGCGCACGUUGUGCGGAGCGUCGCGGGCUCGCGGCUGAUAUGGCGGCGCUACUAAGAGGGCUGCGAGCCGGGAGUAUCCUGCGGGGUCUCUGCAGUGUGCCCGUUCCUCUGGCAGGCGGUCCCCGAUACAGGACAGUGCAACGCCGUGUUCAUCAGGCAGCCGUGCUGUACACACAAGAUUACUCCAAACCCGACAGCACGUCGUCAUCCUCCACAUCAUCAUCAUCCUCAUCUUCCUACCAUCAGCAUUACCAGGCCCAUGCCUCUGAGCAGGAACCAAAGAUACCUGGUUCUGAAGCAGAAGGUCCACAGCCAAACACCAGCUAUGCAAACCAGGACGGGGAGCAAUCUGAAGAUUACGAGACAGAGGAGCAGCUGCAGACACGCAUCCUUGCUGCUGCUCUAGAGUUUGUCCCACAGCAUGGCUGGUCAGUAGAGGCUAUUGCUGCAGGAGCUGAGACCCUGGGUCUGUCUUCAGCCUCCAGUGAGAUGUUCACCAAUGGGUCCGGCGACCUGGUCCUCUUCUUCGUUGCCAAAAGUAAUGCCCAGCUCACAGAAAUCCUAGCAGAGCAGCACAACCAGGUGCAGCUGGGCCAGGCUGAACCAAAGAAAACUGCACAGUUUCUGAGAGAUGCUGUGGAGACCCGACUAAGGAUGCUUGUCCCAUACAUCAACACGUGGCCACAGGCCAUGAGCAUCCUGCUGCUUCCUCACAAUAUUCCGGACAGCCUGAAACACAUGUCCACUCUGGUGGAUGACAUCUGGUACUACGCUGGGGACCGCUCAACAGAUUUGAAUUGGUACACUCGCCGUGCUGCUCUGACUGGGAUCUACAACACCACAGAGCUGGUGAUGGUACAGGACUCAUCCCCUGAUUUCCAGGACACCUGGACCUUCCUCGACAAUCGUAUCCAAGAUGUUGUUAAUAUGGCUAACACAGUCAAGACGGUUCAAUCAACUGGUGAAGCUGUAGUGCAGGGGCUCAUGGGAGCUGCUGUCACACUGAAGAACCUUACAGGACUAAACCAGAGGCGAUGAGACGAGGAAAAGACCUUCUUGACUUUGGCCUAAUGCCUUCAGACCGCUGCACUCUCCCAUCCUAGUAGGGUUUGGUCUGUCUGUUCAUCUGUCUGUCGACCCAUACAGCAGAUUCAAAGAUAUUUUUUUUUUUUUUUUUUUUCAGUAUCACCAUUACCUUACCAUCUCUCUCUCUCUCUCUCUCCUGAUGCCUGUAAGGGUUAUUUCAGUUAUAGCUGUGCUUUUGUUAUGUGGUUGUUUUUCUUCCUCCCCUGUAGGGGAGUACUGAAAGGAGUAUUGGACUUAAGAUCUGGCCCAUCUGUCUCCAGAUAGCUUUAGUAAGAGAUGCCAAAUUUUAGUCUUUCCCCAGAGGCCCCAUGCCCAUCUCUCUUGCUUUAGACAGUAAGAACUGGGGUAUGCGUGCUGCAAUAGAAAUGUUUAUAUCUAAGAUGUUUGGUUUUCCCUUGCUCUGUGAGAGCACUGCAAAUAAAGCGCACACUGUGUGUUCUUUG